Molecule: messenger RNA, 3507 nt
Organism: Haplochromis burtoni (Burton's mouthbrooder)
Lineage: Eukaryota; Metazoa; Chordata; Actinopteri; Cichliformes; Cichlidae
Gene: ftr84
Product: finTRIM family, member 84
Exons: 7
Coding region: 251-1954 (567 amino acids)
Molecular function (GO): zinc ion binding; protein binding
Source: RefSeq, a predicted model, not a curated record
GGGAAAGGUGUUGUGUGGGAAGACAUUAUCAGGUUGUUUACUGUAGAAACAAAGCCUUCCCUUUAAAUGUCAGCAGAAAGCAGCAGUAUCUGGUUUGAAGAGAGGUAGGAUCACAGCAGGUUAUCUGGAUGGACGUUUUCUGGACAUCAUCCUGACUGACAACACUGGACUUACCAGUCCAAUAUUUGAUGGACUUCUAGUCAACACAAAGAAUUCUUAAUAAUUUUCCAUAUUGAUCUUAUUGAGCAUUAUGGCUGAUUCUGGGUUCCCAUUACCACCAGAGGCUUUCUGUCUUCUAUGUGCGGACACAGUGAGAGAUCCAGUCACUAUCCCCUGUGGUGACACUUUCUGCCUGGAGUGCAUCAAGAUUUACUGGGAUCAGUUCGACCACAUUGGUGUGUACAGCUGCCCACAGUGCCGUGCAACAUUCACACCUCGGCCUGUCCUGAAGCGAAACCUGCCAGAUGUAUACCAUGAGCCACAACGAGAGCUUCCAGAGCUUACUCCUUUCCCCUACUUGAAUCGUGAAGUCUACUGUGACUUCUGCAUUGGCCGUCGCAACAAAGCCGUCAAGUCUUGUCUGAUGUGUUUGGCAUACUACUGUGAAACACAUGUCAAGCCUCAUUAUGAGUCAUCUACCUUCAAGCGGCACAAACUUGUAGAUGAGAUGGGUCAUCUGGACAGGAAGAUUUGCCCACAACACGAGAAAGGUUUGGAGCUGUUCUGUCGCACUGACCAGAUGUGUAUUUGUGUGCUGUGUACUGUCAGAGAGCACCGCAGCCACAACAUUACCUCGGCAGAAGACGAACGCAAUGAGAAACAAAAAGUCCUGGUGGUCACCCAAACUGAAGUCCAGAACAUCAUUCAAGAGAGGAUGAAGGAGCUCCAGGAACUUAAGCAUAAUAUUGAUGUUCUAAAAAGUGCAGCCCAGCGAGCACAGGCAGAAAGUGACAAGACCUUCCAUGAAAUGCUGCAGGCAGUUGAACGCUGGAAGUCUGAAAUCAAUCAGAUGAUAAUGGCCAACAUGCAAUCAGCAAUGUCACAGGCUGAAGGCUAUGUGGAUCGUCUGGAGCAGGAGAUAAUGGAGCUACAACGUCAAGAUGCAGAAUUACGGCAGAUCCUCGAGACGGAGGACAACAUUUACUUCCUGCAGAGUUUCCCAACCCUGUGUGUUGCUCCUGAGGCCAUGGUCCCCAAAGUGCUAAUUAACCCUCAGUUCUCCUUUGGAGAGAUGAGCAGAACGGCCAGUGACAUGAAAGAAAAUCUGGAUGACAUCUGUAAAAAGGAAAUGGGUAAACUCUCCAAGACAGUGAGCGAAACUCCCGUGUACAUAUUGUUGCCAAGAAAUGGAAGCAAACGACUCAAAGUUCCUUUGAAUGUAGAUUUUCAGGAGCCAAAAAACAGAACAGACUUCUUGAGAUAUGCCUGCAAGCUGUCCUUUGAUCUUAACACAGUUUAUAAAGAGCUGGUUUUGACAGAUGGGAAUCAGAAGGUCACCCGGAAGAAAACAACCCAGUUUUACCCAGAUCAUCCAGAUCGCUUUGAUGGCUACUCCCAAGUUCUGUGCAAGGAGCCUCUCACUGGUUUCAGGUUUUACUGGGAAGCUGAAUGGAGUGGAGAAUUUUCCAUAGGGGUGGCUUACAGGAGCAUCAGCCGUAAAGGGAAGAAUUCACACAGCCUGCUUGGCUACAAUGACAAGUCUUGGAGUCUCCUUUGCUCAGACUCUGGUUACUCUGCCUGGCACAACAAAGUAGACAGAGACCUUCCUGGUGCUGGUAGGGCUACACGCAUUGGUGUGUACCUAGAUUAUCCUGGAAACACAGUGGCUUUUUACUCAGUGUCAGGCACUAUGACACCUAUCCACAGAUUCAAAGCUCAGUUUACCGAGCCUUUGUAUGCUGGCUUUGGUGUAGGUUCCUCAGUUACCCUCUGCCAGCUAAAACAGCCUUAUUAACUAAAAAGUGCAAAAAUUACCCAUUACCAGUAAAGAAUUUACACCGAUACAAUAUGUAAAUAAUAAUGACAUACAUUGCAAAAUACAAUAUACUACCAGUUAUACUCGCAAAAUACACAGGAUACAACAACAAAAUUUACACCAGGAAAACUUUGUAGUAAACAGUUGCCUGUUUACAACAAAUGUGGACCAAGUUUGGGGCAACGGGGUCAAAUUAUCUCUGACCACACCCAGCCACAAUCUUUCCUCUGGCUUAGUCUGGUCAGAAGGUGAUAUUUUGCACAUGUAAACUGCUAUCACUGGAGUCGUGGAUACAUCUCAAAAUCACUCCUGCAAAGUAAGAAAUUGAACCACUGGUCAGCACAGGACGUUAAAUUACUUUGAAUUAUAAAUGCGUUUUAAGGUAAAACUUUCUAGAAUUAAUGUAUUAAAUGUAGAAAUGCUAUAAAUCUACAAAUAUUUGCUUAGAGAGGUUAGAUAAUAAUAAAAAUAAUAAAAAAGACAGAUACACUUGUCCUAAGCAUAGCAUGUACUACAUUUUGUGUUAUAACAGCCUUUAUUAUUAUUUGGUAUUCAUUGCUGUACUUAAAAACAAUCAAUUUUACAUUAUAGUUUUGGAAAGUGCUGUGUCUUUGUUAUUGUUUUGUUUCUGUGUGUUUGUUUGUUUGUUUGUUUGUUUGUUUGUUUUCUAAUAUCUUCUUAUAAUAAUUUAUCAUCUGCUCAUGGAAUUUCAAAUGGACACUUUUGUUUUCUCUAUUUUCCAGUAAAUCUAACCAGUCAAACCAGUUAAUCUAGCAUCAAAGGAUGCUAACAACUGAAGUACCAUUUUUGAAACGAAUGAAGUAUUUGUUUUCAUUUCGAACAAUAUGCAAGUCAUUUGUAAUGUCCUCUUAGAUAACAUUAAUUACAUAAAUAAUAAUGUUUUGAGAGGGAAUUAAUUAAUAUGUUGCAUCAUACAACAUCUCUUACAGCAGUUUUUUCAUGUGGUUUACAGGGACCUCAUUCAGUAAACAAAAAGUCUAUUUCUUUUUCCUCUUUUCUCUCUGAUGCUCUCUUUGGCUUUUUCUGGUCAAGGAUCUGAGUGGCAGGAGAACAUUAUCAACAGGGGAAAAAAGAAAGAUAAACUUUCUCAUUUAAUAAUAAUGAUUACCUUUAUUGUUCACUGUAUAUUUUUUUAAGCUAUUACCUUUAACUUCCAAUUUGGGUCAUAGGACACGCAUUCAAUUUGCUUAGAUGAUUUGCAUGACAAAUUACCCAAAGGUACAACAAAACAGACAUGAAGCACAGUCAUACCCCCAUAUGCAAAUGUUCAAGCGUUAGAGGCAAUCAGUCAUCACACUACUCUAGAAGUGUUAUCAAAUGCUACACUGUACACAUUUAGUCUAAUAAUAUUUGUGGUCUUAUUACAAACUUAACUGCUAUAGUAACUGCAGACAGUAUUGCAGUAUUGUAUGCAUGACAUGUUUAUUGUGUGCUGCAAUGUAAAACCUUACAAAAAAGUGCAAUACAAAUCCUGGGUCAGGAUGACGUGGUCGUGGGUUUCUGCAGACAUG